AUGAGGUCCGUGUUCGAGAUUGCCAGGAGCCACAUUACGCUUCCCGUGUCAAGGGACAUGAACGCUCUCAGACGGGUACUUCGCGACUGGCACCACUACACGGAGAAAUUAGAGCUGCAGAAAAAGACCACACACCCCGCGGCAUUGUGUGUGACGGUGCAUCCAUCACGCAACUCCACAGCGUCCCCGCCGCAGGGUGUUUCUCUUCACCCUUCACUGCGGGUCGCGGCAGGAGGUGCAUACACGCGACGUGUUUCUCUGCAGCUUUGGACGGCGGUUCUCCCCUGGGAGGUGCAGCGUGGACUCUCAAUGAGUGAAUUGCGGCUCUCCAGCACCCUGAUGGAUGCCUCUGAUAGUAAACAGGAGGCUAAAAAGGAAAAUGAGAAUUGUCGAUACGCGAGGGAAAUGCAGGAGGAGGAAGACGAUCCAUUCGGGGUGGUUACUGCACCAUCGAAAAGUGCGAAUGGUGCAAUGCGUACUCCUCCGUGUGGCACCAGUGCCGCGGCUGUCACGGCCCCUUUCCCGGGGAUGUUGUUUGUCAUGGACGUUGAUUCCGCCGCGCAGGGCGUGAGUUUUUGGAGCGGAGCCAUCGCACAGCCCAUUGACGUGGCGUUCAUUUCUCCUAUCGAACCCGCAGUGACAAACUCGCGGUCGUUUCAGGAAUUACGGCAACGCCAACUGGCGGCAGUGGAGGAUGGUGGUGGUGGUGGAGGGGGCGGAGUGGAUGAGAAGAGAGCCGUGCACAACAUUGCCCGCUUCUUCCCCGAUGGCGAGUUGGAUUCCCCGACGGUUACAUUCGCCUUGCAGUCCUACUCCCACCUGGACCCGUUUCCGCGGUGCGAUAAAACAGGCGGAACAAGACGGCGGCAACACUUAGCGCAGCCAGCAGGUGCAGAUCGACGCGAUGCUACCUUUGCCGCUGGUGGUGAUGAUCAUAAUAAUCGCCCACGCUACGUACUGGAAACGACGCGGUAUUUAAUUCGUGACAGCGUCGAGAGAGCCCUGCAAGAGUGCCGCCAGCAACGCGCCACUACAGCCGGGGCGUUGGGGGGCAAAAAUAAAAGCGUUCAUGAGGGGAAUGAAGAGGGCAUGGAAGUGACCAUCACGUUGGAGCUUUCAGACGGCCUAAAGGAGGAGUUGCGAGAAAAAGCCCGUCUGUACACGAAUUACGUAAUGCCGCUGGAAGAACACAUCGCCUACCACAUCCGACACCAAAACAGCAGUGUCGUGGGGGACGGAAAUAAUGACGAUGUUCCACGGUGGGAAAUGGGAGCUGAGGGAAAAACAGGAGACGAUCAUGCUCUCGUCUCUAAAUUUGCAGCCGCUUCACCUUCUUUUUGUUCUCCUGCCACCCCUGUGGGAGUGACGAGGGGUCCAAUUCAUCCCUCACGGCCCAACACAACGGGCAGGCGUUCCGUGAUGUUACUUCGCUCUCCGAAACUUGCAGAGGAGCAUGAGGACGUGCCGUCGCAUCUUGUGCCGUCUGUGAAGGGUCGACAUGAGGCCCCUGUUCUUCAACAAGUAGAAAGGGAGCAUGGUCAGCUUAUCAGCGCCAAGGCACUUGCACGUUACCCCAAUACUUCUUCUCACAUGCCCGCUAUUCCGCCCAUUGACUAUGAACUGUUCGACCUCUGUCUACGCCUGGGUUUGUGCCGGCAGGACACCAUUUAUUACUUCUACGGGCGCAUCAUGCGAGCGUGGCAAAAAGAACUGCACCGGCUGAGGAAAAGUUGUGAUGAACAGAACAACAGUGAGAUCCCUGAUGCGGAUGUACGCCGUAUGUUUCUACUUGUUCGUGACCCCUCGUUGCAGGUACCGGAGGAGCUUUCCGCCUGCGUGGAAGCUGUCGCACGGCGCCGCAACAUCGCGGAAAAAGCCUGA
Molecule: messenger RNA, 1881 nt
Organism: Trypanosoma cruzi
Lineage: Eukaryota; Euglenozoa; Kinetoplastea; Trypanosomatida; Trypanosomatidae
Exons: 1
Coding region: 1-1881 (626 amino acids)
Source: RefSeq, a predicted model, not a curated record